UUUACGCGCGGACGCGGCAGUUAUGGUUUGUUGUAGAUUUCGGGUCUCCUGUAGAAAUGGAUAUGUGUGAUGGCUGUCACAAAAACUUCACUAAAGCAUUCCUAAAUCAUGCAUCUGAACCUCAUGUGUGUGGUUUACCACGUAAUUCAAUCUGAAGAAGGAGAAAAGACAAUAAACGUUUGCUCUCGCUGUGCUGUCUAUAUGAAGUUGUCUAGGUAGCGCCUUCAGGAACAAACAGUGAAGAAAGCAUCCAAGUCAAAGAAAAUGCACCAAGCAAAAACACAAUGUGGAAAACAGAAACAGGGCAUGUCUCCAAAGGGCUUGGUGAGGAAUACACCAGUCCGUAAAAUCACUUAUAGAGUGGGAUACACAUGGAACAGAGGUGGACGACUCAAAGAGCUCAGGAUACGGCAUCUUGCACGGAAAUUCCUUCACCUCUGGAUUCAGAAGACGUUUGGACGAAUCACUCCAUCACAGGCCAGGUCUCACCACAGUAAGGUCAUCCUGAGGAAGGUUCUGAGGGUCUGGAAAGAUGAGUGGUGGCAUGCCAGAAGAGAGUGGACGCUGUCUAUUAGAGCAGAUUGUCAGUAUAAGUAUGUCCUGUACAGUAAAAUGUACCAAGCCUGGUGUGAAUACUUGUCUAUCAAGAAAGAGGAGAAAAAAAAGCUGCAGAUCGCAUUUGUCUAUGCGACGCGGUGUCGGAUGCGUGUCGUGUGGGAUGGCUGGGAGCUGUAUGUGGAAAUGAGACGCUUAAAGCACAGGAUGUAUGACACAGCCUUAAAACACCACAGACGCACUGCUAUUGGGCGGGUGUGGAAUGUGUGGCAUAGUGCACUACAGCAACGCAGAACAGAGCAUCAGCAUGAAGACUUGGCUCUACAGCAGUGGAAUACAACUGUACAGAGCAGAGCAUGGCUGGAAUGGAAAAAGAAAUAUGCACAGACAUGUAUCUUGAGAGAGAAAGAAGCCAGAGCACAUCUUCAGUACUGCCAUCGAAUCCAGAGACGUGUUCUACAAUGCUGGAUCACACACACUCAACACAAGACAGUUCAAAAUGAAGCAAAAGCUGUGGCUAGCAGUGUAUGGCAGUGCUCUGUGUUGAGGAGGUACUGGUGUGCAUGGCACAGAGCUUUGCAGGACAGACAGACUGACAGAGUUAAAGGACAGAUUGCAGAGAAUCUAGCACUGCAUGCCACUCAACGCCGAGCAUUCUCACGUUGGAGAGAAUAUGUGCACAUGUGCUCUGUGAAGGCCAAACAAGAACAGAUUGCCAUUCAACAUCGACACCUUCACCUGCUGCGUGUAGGGUUUAAAGGCUUUUCCCUAAACGCCACCCGCUGUAAAACUCAUCAGUUCAACAAGAUUAUUAGUGCAAAGCAUCAUCGGCACACAAUCGUGAUGAAAUAUUGGAGGCAUUGGCAGAUGCGCUUGGAGCAGAUUGAGGAAAGGAGAGUUCAGCCCCAAAUGACUAUAGCAGUGAACUAUAACAGAAUUGCACUGCUGAGAGUUUACCUUCAGAGAUGGAGGAAGACCUGCAAAGAACACAGACACAUGCAGGGUUUAGAGUUGUGUGCUGACUCUUGGUUUGCAAGCCGGAUCCUUCCAAAAUGUGUGAAAUCCUGGACAGAGUUUACAAUACAACGACUCGAGAACAGGGAGAGGAGAGAAAUAGCUGAACAGUAUCAUCAACAGCAGAUGUACAGCUGGGCUUUUUACACUUGGUGGGAACGUUGUGUUCAGCAGAGAGACCAGAGACUGGCAGAGAGAAUGGCUGUGUUGCAUGAUGAGCGAGCGUGUGUGUCCCGUGCCUGGUCUAAGUGGCUGUGCAGGAUGUUUCAGCAGAGAGAGGACAGACUCAAACAAACAAAAGCUGCAACACUUUACACUCACACUCUUCUGCGCAAAAUUCUGAAGCAGUGGAGACACACUGUAAGCAACAUCCAGAGAAGUCAGAGACGUUUCGAGCAGGCAGUGGUCCAUAACAGCCAGCAGUGCAUGAGGAAAGCUCUGAUUUGCUGGCGUGAGUAUGUCGAGUGCAGAAGAGAGAAGAACAGGCGGUUGAUGCAAAUUGAUGCACACUAUGAAGGAAGGUUACUCAAGCACAUGUUUGAGGCAUGGAAGCAACACCAUGUACAGGCCCAGCAGAUCGCUCAAAGUGUAGAACAGUGUUACCAACAACAUCAGGAACAUCUGCUCAGGAGGAUGCUGUGUUUGUGGAGGAGGAAUGUACGUCUGUUAGCGGAAGAAAGAGAGAAAGAGACACGAGCAAAGUGUCAUUAUCAACACAGUUUACUGUCAAAGGUGUUGUUAGCCUGGCAUCAGAGAUCAGCAUUCAAAGCAAUUCAUCAUCACCAGCAGGAGGAAGCACUGAGAGGAGCUCAACUUCACCUGGACAGAGUUCGGAUACAGGCAGUUCUUAGGAGGUGGAGAGUGAAGUGCAGUGAGGUGAGAGAAGAGAGACUGUCUAUGGAGAAAGCCUGUAGAUAUCACCGCCAUAUCCUGCUCAAAAGAAGUCUCAGGGCCUGGAUCUUGCAAAAUUACCAGCACAAAAACUAUCAGGUCAUGAAAAACAGAAGCAAUGAGCUACACAGAUUAAGAACGUGUCAGCGUUUUUUUAUCCUCUGGAAAGCACAGCUACAGAGCCGAAGAAGAGAGGCAGAGCUAACAGAGAUGGCCCUUUGGCACUGGUCCCUGAACCUACAAGCCAAGGUGCUUUGUGUCUGGAGACAUUGGGUUGCUGAAUGCCACAGAAAACAGAGUCGUCUUGCAGCAGCAGCUCAAUUCUACAGAGAUGAACUGCUACGAGAAGGCGUUACCCACAUCCUUACAUAUGCAACUCACAUGAGUGCGUUCUCUACAAACAUUUCUCUCCACAACCAUGAACAGAGUUCACGGCAGCUGCAGGCAGUGGUAAGGAGAUGCGCCUUGCGAUGGAAGCAGAGGGCGUUGUGCAAACCCUCCAGAGUCGGAGAGACAAACAAAAAUGACAAGCCCCAUAAAACAAAAAAGAGUGUGUCCUUUUCCCUGCCUGAAGACCGAAGCCACACCUACCAACCAAUCAGGAGCCCAGCCACAGAGCAGAGGGCAGAUGAUUCCACAAUAAACAAACUGCUGCUGGUUCGAGCAUCCAGGCUGCAACCACGAAGGCCUGUUGAUUUAUUAGACACCCCAGCCAAAGAACUGCUGCAACCUUGCAGACACAGUCACACAGACAAUAAUCAAAAAGCAACACCCCCUAAGAGUGCUCAGCCACAGCAUGCAGGCCAGAGUGACAAAUCACCUUUAGAAUCUGAUCCAAAAGCUAGUCCUUCCCACUCUGUUUCACUUCCAUUCAGCCAGCCUCAGCCCCAUGGAUUGUCUCUUUCCACAUCACAGCAGCCUCCUGUUCUGAACAUAAAGCCUCAAGUCUUGGCUGUAAUGUCUGCUUCAGCAGGAAACCUCACUAGACAUAAUAGUGCUGAGAACCAGGAGGUGCUGCUACCUCCUUCUUCAUUUACUGCGUCUAAAUCACAGUCCAUGGUGCAGGAGGCAGGUUCCAGACACAAGGAUCCCACACUCCUCUCCCCUCAAGAUUUCAUCCACCCUCACCUGCCUGGUCAAAUAGGUGUGUGUGAAAGCGUUUUUGUGGAUGACAACGAAGAGCCCAUACUCCCUCAGACAGGCAGUGAUCCUACUGAAGCUCUGAACAGGGAACUACAUAAUAUCAGACUCGACCUGCAGAGAUAUCAGCAAGAUAAAACACAGCUGCAGACAUGGCGCAAGCUUCAAAAAAUCAUGAGAAAUUGGCUCCAGACAACCGGCAGAGACGCAGAUACUGAAGAAAGAGAGAGCAUUAUACGAGAAAUAAACGAGCUAGAGAUCCGUAUUUCUACUCUGAAUGAGAAAAUGACCGAACGAAAGCCCAUCAUGAUCUGCCAUGCUGCGAGAGUCACCAGCAUAGAAAACCAACUGCUGAAAGCCAACAUUAAACUGUAGAUAUUAUGCAUUCUGUACGUUUUGCACCCCUUCUAGAUUGCCACCAGAUGGGUCAGGUAAAGAUGAUGAAUUUAGGAAUUUCUUAAAAGCUUGUAGAUGUUCAUCUUCAAAUACAAAUGAAGUUCUUGUUAUCUGUCAAACAUAAGCUGUCAGGAAACACAAUGAUGUAUGAUCCUAAUCAUC
Molecule: messenger RNA, 4158 nt
Organism: Hemibagrus wyckioides
Lineage: Eukaryota; Metazoa; Chordata; Actinopteri; Siluriformes; Bagridae
Gene: sfi1
Product: SFI1 centrin binding protein
Exons: 32
Coding region: 265-3975 (1236 amino acids)
Molecular function (GO): phosphatase binding
Source: RefSeq, a predicted model, not a curated record